Metarhizium acridum CQMa 102 is the source of this 993-nucleotide messenger RNA. RefSeq lists its product as uncharacterized. The record is from RefSeq and is a predicted model, not a curated record. Lineage: Eukaryota; Fungi; Ascomycota; Sordariomycetes; Hypocreales; Clavicipitaceae.
AUGCCGUCCCGGACAGAUCGUCGCGACGGAAUGAUGCUCGGCGCGGCCCUUUCGGGCCUUGAAAUCAACUUUAUCGACGGCGUAAGAGGCGGAGACGUCCACGAAAAGGCAAUCCCGGUGCCCGAGGAUCGGAAUAACCACCUCAAUGGUCCCGGCCUGGGCUCUUGGCGGGCUCAUAUGAACGCCAUUCACGACGUCGUACGAAGAAACUUGUCGUCAGCGCUGAUUAUGGAAGACGACGUCGACUGGGAUGUCAGGAUUCGCCAACAGCUUCAUGACUUUGCUGUUUCGAGCCGAGCUCUCACCCAGCCCCUGAGCCGCGAGCCUGGCAAAUACGCCGAUCCCACAUAUCCCAACCCAGUCGAGGGUUCGCCAAGGAAGUUGCCUGACAUGAACUUCUAUAGUCUUCCCGACACCGUCCGGCCUCUGGUGUCCCCGUAUGGAGAUAACUGGGACGUCCUUUGGCUCGGGCACUGCGGCAUGCAUUUUGUGUUUGGACACAGCAAUCUUAUAGCCAAGGGCCGCGUGGUCAAGGAGAAUGACGUUUCCGUCCCACCCAAGAAGAACCUCUGGUCCAUCAACAAGCCUUUCUCACUAGUGGAGGAGUAUCCGGCACAUACACGAGUUGUCCACCACGCGCAAGAGGGUGUCUGCAGCCUCGCUUACGCGGUCAGUCAGCGGGGCGCCCAAAAGAUGCUCCGUGAGAUCGCUCUCAAGCCGGUGACGGAUGCGUUUGACAUUCUGCUGCGGUUCUACUGCGAAGGCACGCAUGGCCGAACCAAACAAGAGUGUCUGAGCAUCAACCCAAGUCUGUUUUCCCACCAUCGGCCAGCUGGGCCCAUUGGUGCCUCUAGCGAUAUUGGCAACCACGGCGAGGGGUAUAGACAUGAGGCGUCGACAGAUAUGGUUCGGUUCAGCGUACGACUGAAUGCCGAAGUCAUCCUGAACGGUAGUACCAGUUACAUUGAUCAGUUUCCCGACUCUCCAGAAUGA